CCAAUACCAGGCUUGGAGAAGCAACUCCAAAUCUUCUUCUUCGGUCUCUUCUUUCUCUACAUUUCUAGUCUCUCCUUUUCAAUCUAAACUGAACCGAUAAUUUCGGCUUCAAAUCCAAGAAACAAAGAGGAAAAUGGUCGGAGCCUCCCACAGUACCGGCGGAAUCGCUGCCAAAUCUGACAAAACUGCGACUAUCAAGUUUCUUUGCAGUUAUGGAGGCAAGAUUCUUCCUCGUUAUCCUGAUGGAAAACUCCGUUAUAUUGGUGGUGAAACUCGUGUCCUUGCCGUCGAUCGUUCCAUUCCUUUCUCUGAACUGUUGUUGAAGCUGGGACAAUUGUGUGGAACGUGUGUGAGUCUUCGUUGUCAAUUGCCUUCUGAGGAUCUGGAUGCUUUGGUAUCAAUAACCUCCGAUGAGGACCUAGCGAAUCUCAUCGAAGAAUACGAUCGAGCAGCCUCGCCGCCGUCUUUUUUGAAGAUCAGAGCGUUCCUUUCACUGCCUAAAUCCGUGAAAAAAAAUCCUCUCUCUAGUUCGUCGGCCUCUUCAUCAUCGUCGUCCUCAAAACCUUCAUCUCCAAUAACUGCUAUAUCCUCUCCAAGGAUCUCAACGCAGGUUCCUGACUAUUGCGUCCAUCAGAUCCCAACGCCAGUGAGGUUUUCGUACCGCUGGAAGAAGUCUCAAUCAAAGGUUCCUCACUGCUCGUAUCAUCUUCAAGGGAACCCUAGCCACAUCUACCUCAUCCACAAUGGCAAUCACUGGCAAUAACACCAACUAGAUUGAGGGAAAUCAAAGCAAACAUAAAUUUAAGAUAAAACGAAAUAGAAAAAAGGAAAUUCCAAGCAACAAAAAGCCGUAGCUAUUGUGAUGGUGAGUUUCUUCGUCGAAAUAUCAGAAUCCAUUCCCAUCUUGCAUUACAGCUUCCAUUUCCAUUAGGUCCGUCCAUCACACGUUUUUCCUCUCCGCCAGUAAGAGUUUAGCAAAUUCCACUCAUGGAGUAUCCGUAGUUUUAGGUCUGAUUGUUGCAUUACAGCUUGUGCAUAACACGCAAUUUUUACUCUGGCA
Molecule: messenger RNA, 1060 nt
Organism: Cucumis sativus (cucumber)
Lineage: Eukaryota; Viridiplantae; Streptophyta; Magnoliopsida; Cucurbitales; Cucurbitaceae
Exons: 3
Coding region: 134-763 (209 amino acids)
Molecular function (GO): protein binding
Source: RefSeq, a predicted model, not a curated record